AUAAUAUUUAACCAUUUGAAAUAUUGCACGUGUUGUAUCGCACAGUAAAUUUUAGCGUAAAUUGAGAAAUACACCAAUUUGUUUCCCAAAAAUAAACUAAUUUAAAAAUGCCACGCUCCAAAAGGGAUAAGAAAAUUUCGUUGACCAAGACUGAUCGGAAAGGGCUGGCAUGGAAACAAAAAAUUAUUGAAGAUAUUCGACACUGUGUUGAAAAAUAUCCAAAUAUUUUUGUUUUUCAAGUUCAAAAUAUGCGCAACAAUCUUUUAAAGGAUCUACGUCAAGAAUGGAAAACAAAUUCUCGAUUCUUCUUUGGUAAAAAUCGCAUAAUGCAAAUCGGAUUAGGACGCACAAAAGCUGAGGAAAUAGAAGUAGAUCUUUAUAAGCUUUCUAAGCGACUGACAGGACAAGUUGGUCUAUUAUUCACAGAAAAAUCAAAGAAAGAAGUCUUGGAGUGGGCAAAAAAGUACUGGGCUGUGGAAUAUGCUCGUAGUGGUUUCAAAGCAACAGAAACUGUUGUGUUGCCAGCAGGUCCUCUAGAGGAAUUCACACAUUCCAUAGAACCACAUUUACGAUCACUGGGAAUGCCAACAAAACUUCAAAAGGGUGUUGUAACGUUGUAUAGUGAUUACACUGUGUGCGAAGAGGGUAAAGUGUUGACACCAGAGCAAGCGAGAAUCUUAAAACUGAUUGCGAAACCCAUGGCCAAAUUUCAAUUAACAAUGAAAUGUUCUUGGACAAAGGAAAGCGGUUUUGAAUUGCAUGUUGAAGAUGAUAUUAAUGACGACGAGGAUAAAACAGACAGUGGCCAAGGCGAUGAUGUAGAGGAUGAAGAAAUGGAUCAAGAUGAGUCAGACAAUGAAGAAGAUGAUGAUGAAGAGUAGUUUAAUUGUAAAUAUAGAUUUAAUUAUUACAUUUUAUUUUAUAAGAUAAAUUUACUGAAUAUAAA
This is a messenger RNA of Bactrocera neohumeralis, 946 nucleotides long. It is a transcript of the gene RpLP0-like, whose product is annotated as mRNA turnover protein 4 homolog. Gene Ontology annotation, molecular function: RNA binding. Bases 108 to 881 code for a protein of 257 amino acids. The record is from RefSeq and is a predicted model, not a curated record. The transcript is spliced from 3 exons. NCBI's taxonomy places the organism in Eukaryota, Metazoa, Arthropoda, Insecta, Diptera, Tephritidae. Gene Ontology annotation, cellular component: nucleolus; preribosome, large subunit precursor. Gene Ontology annotation, biological process: ribosomal large subunit assembly; rRNA processing; nuclear-transcribed mRNA catabolic process.